This is a messenger RNA of Clunio marinus, 189 nucleotides long. The record is from the annotation of a GenBank genome assembly. NCBI's taxonomy places the organism in Eukaryota, Metazoa, Arthropoda, Insecta, Diptera, Chironomidae.
AUGAUUUCCCUCAGCUUGAUAGCAACAGCAGGAAUUCAGAGGAUAUUAAAUGAAUUCAAUUCAAUUCAUUCAUUUUCUCAUUCCAGUGAUCAUAAAGUUUUCUUUCCGUUCAAGUUCGACAUAGUAGCUUCUCUAUGUGAAAUGAACGAUUCAGCAUCAUGUUACGCUUGUCUAUCUCAGAACCCAUAA